AUGAUCUGCAUUGAAAAAAAAUCAAGAAGAAAAAUAAAAAAUCGUGCGAAACGUCAGUUGCACCCAAACAACCAAUGGAUUCCAAUUGGAACAGGAAACCAUUAUAAAGGAAAAUGGAAUCACAGAACGAUGUCCGGAAAUGGAGUGUAURUUAUGCAAAAUGGAACUGUCUAUGAGGGCAAUUUUGAUGACGGGUUGUUUCACGGAGAUGGCAUUUUGUACUAUUCGUCAGGAUCUCGAAUUGAGGGAGUUUGGGAAAAAGGAAAAUGCGUACAACAAAAUUAUAUAUUCAGCGACGGUCUCAGGUUUCAGGAAAAUAAUUGGCAAUACUGUAAGGCGACCGAUAGAAGGGUCCCGACGGAAGAAUGUAGGAAUUGGAUUAUUGAAAACUGUCAUCGAGGAGGCAAAAGAGUGGUAGGUUUUCGACCGGAAUUUUACAAAAAUUGGUAUGGUACAGAGCGAGAAAAUGAUGGAAGACCUACGACUGCAGAGAACAAUAUAUUUUUCGGAGAAAUCAUCCACUACGACCAAUCUGUUAUGACCGAAAUCAAAUCAGCUCCUUGGUUGGUCUUACCUAUAAAAAACACACGGAUACGGUAA
Molecule: messenger RNA, 600 nt
Organism: Diuraphis noxia (Russian wheat aphid)
Lineage: Eukaryota; Metazoa; Arthropoda; Insecta; Hemiptera; Aphididae
Product: MORN repeat-containing protein 5-like
Source: RefSeq, a predicted model, not a curated record